This is a messenger RNA of Caretta caretta (loggerhead turtle), 8666 nucleotides long. Lineage: Eukaryota; Metazoa; Chordata; Testudines; Cheloniidae. The record is from RefSeq and is a predicted model, not a curated record.
CCAAGAGGGAGGGGAGGGAGUUUCCAAAAUAAACCUGGAAUUAUGGAGAGUCUUCAUACAGUGCUAGCACCAAUGCUGCUAGUUUGACAGGGAAUAGGAGUAUAAAUGCAGACUGGACAAGCAAAGAGCCAUUACUUUCUAAUCACUCAGCUUUUUCACUGAAAUGAGAGAUGGAAAAAAAACGUUUAGUCUGUCUCCCUGGCAAAAUUUAUAUGCAGAAAUUCUAUAACCAACAGGCAUUACAAUAUCGUCUUGAACAAGCAUUGUAAGUUGUAAGAGAACUGGAACUGACUGCCUCCUACACAGACUGUACUUUUUUUUUCAGCAGUAGAGGUGCAUAUUAGAACAUCCUAGAAAUGUUCAGUUUGCCAAGCUAGACAGUAUUUGUGUCUAAUUACACCUUUGGAUGAUCUGCUUUAUUUUCUCCAUCUCCUCUCUACAUUUCUUUCUCUCUGCAGCUCACAGUACCUUUAAAGCUGUAGUUUGUGUUUGCUUGCUUUCUGGCAUAGAGGGUGUUUAGUCUUUAAGACACUGAUGGAUUUACAUAAAGAGAUCACACAAGUUUUUAUUGAAAUGCACGUUCUCUUUCUGUGUGGAGUGAGAUCAUAUUGUUCUUUUACAUACAGAGAACUACACUGAACAGUGGUGGUGUGGGACUGCAAGAAAGUAAUUUACUCUAAACAGCAAAACAACCAAACCGCUAAUGUUCCAGUGAACAGCUCCUCCUGAAUUCUGAAACAAGACCCACCAGGUUUAGCAGAAGAUUCAAGCUUUUGCCAGUCAGAAUCAUUUCACUCUGAGACUUUCUGAUAUUUGAAAACUUAAUCAGUCAGUAUACUUUAGGCCAGCACUGCACUGACCUUCCUACCCUCACAGAAAUGGAAUUAAAGGAAACUGCCAUUUUGCUCAAAUGUUCCCUCAACUCAAAUGUGAGUGAAACAACAGGGUGAAGCGCCUUUAGAAAAGGCAGCAUCAGUGAGACUUCAACAAGGAAUCUCUGGCACAUCUUGUGGGAUUGUCACAAAGUUCAUUGGCUGAAGAAUUUCUUGAAGGUAUCUUGGAGAGUCGUAAUUUAAAACAUCCUCAAAUCCAUUUGCCUCACGGUUCGUCUGAGAAAUCUCUGGGUAGAUGCAAAAUGAAAUCCUAGGGUGUCCGCUGUUAGGAUUUGUGUUAUGAGACACUGGUGGUAAUAUUCUGUCCUUGUGAUGGAAGAAUGAAGGUGGCUCUGGAUACUUGUAGGCAAUUUUCUCCAGAGGAAGACAAGAUAAGAGGGUCUUGAUUUAAAGCUUUAAUCAAAAGAAGGGCUGUAUAGAUGUAGUGUAUUUAAUUGUGGUGCCUCUUUUUAGACAUUCUCAGUGUCCUAAUGCAUUCCUACUUCUGUUUCCUAUUCUUUCAUAAAAUGCAUGCCUUUCUCUUUUUUUUAAUGAGGGAGGAUUGGGGUGGUGGUGUUGCUGAUUUAUUUUGCUUUUCAUGUAUGUUAUUCUGAGGGCUGAAUAAAUAAAAUAGUUAAACUGGAGAAAGGGAAACUGUAGUGAGGAGGGGUGAGAAGGUAGGAUGUCACUGAGUGUUUGAGCUCGAUCAGUUUUUUGUGGGGGAAGGUUCAAUGAGUCAUUUUUUAUUGUGGCCAUCCUGAGAUGUUAGUUUAGCAUGAAAGACCUGAUUUAGGUCUCACUGUAGUCUUACAUUGGUGUAACUCAGUACAGUUAUUCCAAACCACCAUCCCAUUCUGGGGUCAAAAAGUACCUCUGCUUUUAGACAGUCUGGGCUUUGAGGGGAGAAAGGUGGACACUACUUCUCCAAUAUAUAAAUAAAAUAAUCUGGAAUUAAUCUUUCUGUACUGGACUGUCCCAGUGUUCUCUCUUCAUUGUUGUUUUUACAGAGGCUGUAGUGCUGUAUCGAGACAACAGUAUUUGCUGAUACAAGUUUUUUGGGGGGAGUUUUCCAUGCUGUAGAAAAUGCUAAACCAUACUAAAAAGCCAUCUACUGUACUUGCUAUCACAUGUGGUGUGUAACACUGUAGAUAGACCUAGCAAAUCUAUCUAAGUUGUAUAUGGUCAAAGGAGACAAGUAUAAAUUUUGCCCUGUGUUUUUGACUAUUGAAGACUUUGGGGUUUCACAGGAGCUUUCUGGUAAGUUCAUUAAGUAGGCUGGAUUUUCACAGAACCAUUAAUUCGUAUAUAUCUUCCCCAGAUGCUUUAUGAAUAGAACAAGUUUAGAUGGAGAUAAAUAGAUAUAAAGGGCUAACAAAUAACUAAGUAUCAAAAUGUCCUUAAAGAUAUACUUAUCCAGGAUUUUAGCAUUUAAUCUUAUGGACUCUAAUAAAACAAGGAUUAAGAAGAGACUAUAUGUUUUGGUAGAAGCUUUCACGGGCUUCAGAAUGCAGCCUGAUUUCUCAGCAGAAUAUGGAGUGAAUACAGACCUUACAAGUAUGAGAACUUCAUCAGUCCCUCAGAAUAUUAAGUUUAUAAUGGAUAAAAUCUGAAGAUGCAAAGGGCAUGGGGUUAUACAAAUUUAGAAAAAUGAAGUGACAGGUGCUUACCCUCAUUUUUUCAUGCUAGCUUUGCCAUGCCAUUUUCACCAAUAACGAAGGCAGCUGCCAGAGCUCGAGGAAGUCGGGCGAAAAAUUCAGCUGGCAGACUUGUAUAUGGUAUCUCGCACACUUCCAUGUGCUUUUCUUAUCUGGUGUCUUCAUGAGUUCAUAAAUAUUCUUCUGUUGCCAAUGGCUUAACAGCUAUAUGUUUCUCAUGUAACACAAACUGAAAGGCUACUUCCUUAAGGCGACACAAAAAUGGAGGUACUGAGGUGGCCCCUGCUACUUGCUCCGUGUCUCAGCAGACUUUUAAUGAGGCUUCCAGAUAGGCUACUGCAACUGUCUCUUUCAGUCGUUAAGAGUCUUCAAGGAGGUCAGCCACUACGAUGAAAGACUAUCAUACACUUGAACAGGUCUGAAUUUCCAUUCAGGAGGGAAGGAAUUUGUACACAAAACCCAUCCAGCAGCACAUCAGUGUGUGUCAAAGGGUCAUCCAAGUCAGUGUGGUUGCACGUGAGCAACUGAAGGCAGAAUUUGGCUCAUGCUGCAUGAAGAAAAGCAAGCGACAGGUAAAGUAGCAUUAACCAGAGCUGUUAGGUUCCAAACAAGGACUGGAAGAGUUGAAAUUUCCCCUUUUCCGCCCCACACCUUUUACUAUGACAUGUGUUUUGGCUCAUGUUCUCUUUAUCUCUCCAGCUUCCAGGGUUUGCCCAUCAUCUUCCUUCCUUACCCCAGCUCUCCAAACUGAGACUUCAUUGACAGGAGGGGUAUGAACGAGGAUGGCUGGUGGUAGGGAAGAUGAGAGGGUUGGGGAGCUCAGAUGAGGGGGUAAUGAGUACACAUAGGGGUGAUUGUCAGGUGGACUGGGGGACAAUAAGACAUGGGUGCCUGUCUGUCAGCCUCAUGUUUUCCCCCUUCUGUGUGUGCAGGAUCUGGGGGGUCCAAGGCCCUCUUCCACUCCGCCCUCUCUGUCGGGGUCCCUGCUUCUCUGGAGUGUCUGAGCCCCUCUCCCUGUUCCUCCACGUGAGCCUGGAUCUGGGUGAACUGAAGUAUUCAGAGAUCCUCUCUGUCUUGAAGUCUGUGGAGUUUGAAUGGAUCUGAAUGUCAAAAGAACAAAAAACUAACUUGGCAUAUAUCAAUAUGGAUAAAGAGCACCUGAAGAAAUGGCAUGUGUCUGUCUUUCACUUAUAAAAAUCAGAAGUAAAAGAACAACAGCCACUUCAGUUCAUAAGUAGAGUGGACUACAGAAUACUCAUGACUUCUUGGACACCAUCAACUGAAGGUAGUGUUAACUGUCUGGAGAGCUGAGAGUCAAGCCAUCAGGACACGCUGCUUUGUUUGAUUGGUCUCAGUCUUGAUUUGGCACAUGAAAGGAAAUGUGAGGAAGUUUCAAGCACAGAUCAUUCUGCAAGUCCAAAGAUUAGGGCUUUGAUCCAGUGCCAACAGAAGCCAAUGGGAGCCUUGCCAAUGACAUGGAUAGACAUAUGCAUGACAUCCCAUACCUGUACUCUGCAGUACCAAGUCCCAGGUUGCUGAAUCUACCAGUGGUUUAAGAGCUGACCACAUUUCUUUUGGGCUAUUGAAUUGUUUAAAAGAUUUUCAGGUUCCAAAUAUUCCUUAGAUCUCUGGAAGAAGAUGAGAUGAUCGAUCAGGAGACUGUGGUCAGCACGAAGAUGUGAGUGAAUAGACAAGUGCCAUGGUAGCAAUAGAAAGAGGGGCUCGGCUCUGGAAUACUUGCGCCAGAUGACACAGACGACUCAAGAAUUGCACCAUCAGACCUUCUAACGUUCCCAGUGGCUAAAGCAGGACAGGUCCUACCCAUCAGGGAGCUGGUACUGGCUGCUGCCCCAGGGGAGUGGGAGAUCCGGGUUGCAGCAUUGUGUCCUGCAGACCAGGAGACCACUCAAACAAUUUGAUGCCACAAUCCACCACCAAAAACUACCUCUUGAUUGUUGUGGGAUAGGCUGCUACAUCCUUCAUCUCUUUCCAUCACCACCACCUUUUCUUUGGCUAAUCAAGUUUUUGCUCUGAUUUGGAAUGAAGCCAGAUUUCGACAUUUCAAAAUCCUUUGCGAAAUAGAACUUUUGUCCUCUGCACAGCUCAUCUCAACAUACGUGAAGAGCAAAAUGGUCUCUACACUUCCUGGAGCUGGCCAGAAAUGGGAAAAGACAACAUUGCUAAUUUCACGAGAGUCUGUUCUCACAAGCUUUCUAGGGAAAGUCUGCAAGUCAAGAUAUUCAAAGGCCUUCCAGAAUUCCAUCUGCUGCAACUGGGGCUAACAUAGCUUCAGGUAUUGCCAGAAUGACAACAGUACGUGGGUCUGCUACAGUGAAAACUACAAAGUCCUGCAAAAGGCAAAAAAGUGUGAGGCAGCAUGCCAGCAUGUACGCAUACAAGGAGCCACCCCACAGUAACUCAGCUGAUGAUAAUGGUGAUUUAAAUACUGACAGCAAUGACCCGGAGCAGAUCUUCCAGAAUAUACAAUUUCAAAAAGAGAUCAUGGCAAACAUCCGUUGCAGACCAUGGCCUAUGAGACACAAGCUGAGGGCACUCAGACAAGCUAAGGAGAUUGUGUUGAAAUAUGAAGGCAGGCUCACUAGAACAAGAGGUUACCAGGCAGCUGGUGCAGAGCUCUGGAAGAAGUUUGUUCGGCUUGCAUAUAACUUUGUGGUAAUCUUCAUUCCUUGGGAAAUGAGAAUAAAGAAAAUAGAAAGUCAUUUUGGAUCCGGAGUUGCCUCUUAUUUCAUCUUUUUGAGAUGGCUAUUUGGAAUCAAUAUUGUGCUUACCAUAAUGACAGGAGCAUUUGUGGUCUUACCAGAGCUCCUGGCAGGAGCGCCAUUUGGAAGCACUAUCAGCAAGACCAUCCCAAAGGAGCAGUUUGCAUCAGCACAGGACCUGGACACCAUCUGGUCACUGGGGGGUUAUCUCCAGUACUCUGUUUUAUUUUACGGCUACUAUGGCCGAGAUCGGAAGAUUGGGAAAGCUGGGUAUCGGCUGCCCCUGGCUUACUUCCUUGUUGGAAUGGCAGUGUUUGCUUAUAGCUUCAUCAUCCUCUUAAAAAAAAUGGCAAAGAACUCAAGAAUGAGUCUAGCAAGUGCCUCUGAUGAAAAUUAUACUUUCUGCUGGAGAGUGUUCUGUGCUUGGGACUAUUUAAUAGGAAAUCCAGAGGCUGCAGAAAGCAAAGCUGCUGCAAUAGUUAAUAGUAUCAGGGAAGCUAUAUUGGAAGAGCAGGAAAAGAAGAAAAGCAAAAACCUGGCUGUGACAAUAUGCUUAAGGAUUAUUGCAAACAUCCUUGUGCUUCUCUCGCUUGCUGGAAGUAUUUACAUCAUUUACUUUGUUGUGGAUCGAUCCCAAAAAUUAGAGCGCACCAAAAAGGAACUGACGCUUUGGGAGAAAAAUGAGGUGAGUGUUGUUGUUUCACUAAUUACUAUGAUUGCACCCUCUGCAUUUGAACUUGUAGCAGCGCUAGAGAUGUACCACCCUAGAACCACUCUUCGCUUUCAGCUUGCCAGGGUUCUCGUUUUAUAUCUGGGAAACCUCUACAGUUUAAUUAUUGCUCUGUUGGAUAAAGUGGACAGCAUGAGUAUCGCUGAAGCUGAAGCUAACAGCAGUGUAAGUAACUGGAUAGAUUCUACCACCUUCUUAGCAACCAGAACCCUUCCCGAAGAAGACAACUUAUCUACAACUAUCCCUGAUAUAAGAAUUAGGAGAAACAGUACAUUGACUCUGGAAAAGAGUCAUACUCAGAACUACACAAUACCUCUCGUGCUGGUUAACCAGACAACUUCCCAUCCCUACAACAUGCAAAGUCAGAAGGAUCAGUGCUGGGAAACAUACGUUGGUCAGGAAAUGCUGAAGCUGUCAAUUAUUGACAUGAUUUUCACAGUGGCAAGCAUCCUGCUAAUAGACUUUUUCCGUGGACUAUUUGUCCGAUACUUAAGUGAUUGCUGGUGCUGGGAUCUGGAAAGCAAGUUUCCGGAAUAUGGAGAAUUCAAAAUUGCAGAGAAUGUGCUACAUUUGGUCUACAACCAAGGAAUGAUUUGGAUGGGAGCCUUCUUUUCACCCUGCCUCCCAGCAUUCAAUGUUCUGAAGUUGAUUGGGCUUAUGUACCUGAGGAGCUGGGCUGUGUUAACAUGUAACGUACCACAUCAGCAGGUUUUCAGAGCUUCAAGAUCUAAUAACUUCUACUUGGCUAUGUUGCUCUUUAUGUUAUUCUUGUGCAUGUUACCAACUAUUUUUGCUAUUGCCCGAUAUAAACCAUCUUUAAGCUGCGGUCCAUUUAGUGGACAAGAGAAAAUAUAUGAUAUUGUGUCUGAAACAAUUAAAGCAGAUUUUCCUGUAUGGUUCAACACAGUGAUUAAUUAUAUCAGCAGCCCUGUAGUUGUCCUCCCUGCAUUAUUACUUCUAUUCAUGCUAAUUUAUUACCUGCAGAGUAUUGCAAGGUCAUUAAAAUUCACCAACAGGCAACUGAGGAUGCAGAUCCAAAGUGAAAGAACCGAAGACAAGAAAAAGGUGGUUCACAUAGCAGUAGCCAGAAUCCAGAAUUUAGAGGGAAAUGACAAAAGACCAGAGCAGGAGAAUGACCUCACCAGUCAGGAGUCCUCAGCUCGGUCAUCAACACCCCGAAAGAAUGGCAGCGUCUUGAAUUUUGAAUCUCCAAUGACCAAAGGCAACAGAAUACAAACAAUCUCACAAUCUAUACCGCAAGCUGAUAUUUCUAGGCCAGUGAAUAUAACUCCAACCCCCUUAAUACCAACUCCCACUGUUCCUAGCAUACAGAGGCGUAGAAUUGAGCAGGUUGCAAACAGGUACUCAAGUGUUGUACAUGGAAGUGCAAGUGAGCUCUGUAAAACAAAGCCCUACACUCCUGUGACUUUCAAAAAGCGUGUUGAAGAUGUUCAUUCUGAGCCUCUUUUUAGGAAAGGUAUCCAACAAGUAAAUCCAGACACUCUUGGGGCAGAAGCUCCAGCUUUUGAGGGACGCAAAGUGCCCACCACACGGUAUUUUAUUGUUAAUGAACAUGAAUCCCGCAAAAAGCUUCUCCGUUCCACUUCCCGGCUCCCAAGGCAUUUCAGAAUGGAGGAGUCAGGAGACAUAGUUGAAUUAUAUCCAAGGAACGUCAGAAGAUAUGUGGUUCGAACACCACACAGGACAUACUUCCCUCACUUCAGUGAAGAGGAAGAGGAGGAGGAGGAGGAAUUAAGGAGAGACUUGAUAAGCAGAUCCUACCGUCCACGCUCACUCUCAGAUCUUCGCCCAGCUCCCCGAUUUUACAUUGGUGAACGUGUGGACAGUCAAAUCCUUACUGGCAAGAAUCUAGCUAAACUGCACUACAAAUCCUGGGACGAUGGCUUUGAGCUAGAACGAGAGAGGCACCCACAUUCCCACAAAAAGUCACACAUGAAACAUGUGGAUGUCGAUCAGCACUAUCCAGAGCAUCAAGUGAAACCUAAAUCCAAGCAUAAACUUGAACAAUCUCUAACAGAGUCGGAUUCCAUUUCCAUUGGAUCCAGCAGUGAUCAGCAAACCAGCAGCAACGACCAAUACAUCCAAGUCAUUCAUAAUAAGGAGAAAUACCUGAAAUCUGGGGCAAAGCUUACCAGAAAGAAAUCAAAGACCAGCAUUGACCUAAACAUGUCUGAAUCUAAUGAACUGAUAUGUUCAAAUGUCUAGGAAAAUGCUCCCUUUGUUUUGUGUUAUGAACAUAUGUAUUUGUGGAGACCUUUUGGCUGCCAUUUGAACCACAGAGAACCGUUGAAAUAUAGUCUUCUGAACAACAGUAUAUGCAACUGCUUGAUGUGGAGAAAGCAGUAUUUAGCUUUCUGUUUAAUUUUAAUUGUACCCAAGUACAGUACGCAUCACAGAUGCAUUACAAAAAUCUGGAGAGAGAAGUAUUUCUGCAUUAUUGCUCAUUACUAUACAGUAAAAAUAAAAUAUGUACAUGGGGCUCCAGGAAUAAUUAAACCCAUGCAAAAGUAUGUCAGGGAGGUUUAUUUUACCUUCUUCAAGCUCUCAAAUAUGUGCAUAAUUUUCCCAGUCCCAACUGAAAAUGCCAUAGUUUGAAGAGGUCUGUGUUAUCCUAGGAAAAGGAUAUCCAGUCCAUCUCUCUGAAAAUAAAGGCUUCUUGCUUACAGUA